Molecule: messenger RNA, 921 nt
Organism: Rotaria socialis
Lineage: Eukaryota; Metazoa; Rotifera; Eurotatoria; Philodinida; Philodinidae
Source: the annotation of a GenBank genome assembly
AUGUUUACUCGAAAUGGACGCUCGGGAACCUUCUAUUUCGAAGCAAUUGUAGUAACGCCAAAACGAUCUGGCAAUUACACAUUCACAAGUAACAGUACGAUCGAUAGUUAUGGUUAUUUGUACACGAACCCUUUCGAUCCAUUGAAUACUACAUCUAAUCUUCUUGUACAUGCUGAUGAUAAUGAGAAUGAAACAAGCGAUCAAUUUUCACUGACAUGCAUCCUUCAGGCAGGUACAAGCUACACAUUGAUUUUUACAACGUUUGAAGCUGGUGUAACGGGACUUUUCUCAGUUGUUGCCGUGGGCCCAGGAAGAGUUUCUCUUCUCCGAAAAAAUAUCACGUCAGUACCAGUCAUCGCGUCCAAUUACUCUGGUGCAUUGGACAAUAAUAGUUCCACGUUUAGUCGGGAUGGAACUUCAGGCAUUUGGUAUUAUGAAGCAAUUCAGGCAAUCCCAAAAAGAACCGGAAAUUACACAUUCAAAAGUUACAGUGCAAUAGAUAGCUUUGGUUAUUUGUAUGCAAAUCCGUUCGAUCCAUUGAAUAUUACAUCUAACCUUCUUGUAAGUUCGGAUGAUGAUGAAACUGGUAUAGGUGACCAAUUUUCAAUGUCAUACCCACUUGAAGCAGGCGCAAAUUACAAUUUGAUUUUCACAACGUUCGAUAGUAGUCUCACAGGGCGUUUCUUUAUCGUUGUAUCUGGUCCAGCAAGAGUCAUUCUUCGUUCCAUGAAUACUACUCCCAAACAACCCUCAACUACUACAAGCACCACAGUAGCAACAUCUGGUGGUAAGUAUUAUAGACAAAAAAUCUCUACAUGGUUUGUUCUAAGAGAUCUUAGAAAGUCAGGAGCCAAAAAAUACCUGAAAUAUCCACACUGUGUUUUAUGGUACACAUUUUUUUCAUUGGCAACUGCACUGUAA